Molecule: messenger RNA, 3001 nt
Organism: Sinocyclocheilus rhinocerous
Lineage: Eukaryota; Metazoa; Chordata; Actinopteri; Cypriniformes; Cyprinidae
Gene: uba6
Product: ubiquitin like modifier activating enzyme 6
Exons: 32
Coding region: 140-3001 (953 amino acids)
Biological process (GO): protein sumoylation
Cellular component (GO): SUMO activating enzyme complex; cytoplasm
Molecular function (GO): SUMO activating enzyme activity
Source: RefSeq, a predicted model, not a curated record
GAAGCGGCAGCAGGGGCUGUGUGUGGACAGUUUGGGGGGAGGAAACGAAUGGGUGGCCUGUCUCUCCACACAACGCCAGCCAGAGAGCAAAUAUAAUCUUACAGAGGAACACCUGGACACCCCCUCUCCCCUUCCCACUAUGGCCGACUCCAUGGACAUAGAUGACUCUCUGUACAGUCGGCAGCGGUAUGUGCUGGGGGACAGUGCUAUGCAGCAGAUGGCCCAGUCCUCUGUGUUUCUCAGUGGAAUGGGAGCCCUUGGAGUGGAAAUAGCAAAAAACAUUGUUCUGGCAGGAGUGAAGGCAGUCACUCUUCAUGACUGUAAGCGAUGUGAAGUUUGGGAUCUUGGCACCAACUUCUUCAUCAGAGAGGAGGAUGUGCAUAGCCAGAAGAAAAGGGUGGAGGCUGUCCAUUCUCGAGUGGCUGAGUUAAACCCAUACGUUCAGGUCAGUGUGGCCACUGAUGUCCUGGAUGAAAACACUGACCUCAGCUUCCUAAAGAGAUACCAGUGUGUAGUGUUAACAGAAACAAAGCUGAGCUUACAGAAACAAAUCGACUGUUUCUGCCACUCUCAGCAGCCUCCUAUUAAGUUCAUUGGCUGUGAUGUGUUUGGGAUCUGCUCGCGAGUGUUCUGUGAUUUUGGGGAGGCGUUUGAGGUGUCGGACCCUACGGGAGAAGAACCAAAAGAGCUCUUCAUCCAAAACAUCAGCCAGGGGAAUCCUGGUGUUGUGACGUGUAUGGACAGCCGAGCACAUGGCCUCCAGACUGGGCAGAGUGUGUGUUUUAAAGAGAUCAAUGGCAUGAGUGAACUCAAUGGUUCCACUCACCAAGUUACAGUUCUGUCUCCCUACAGUUUCGCGGUUGGUGAUACCUCAUCAUUCCAGCCGUACGCUCAUGCAGGAAUCUUCCGCUUGGUCAUGAUGCCCAAAAUCUUCACCUUUGAGACGAUGGAGCAGCAGUUAUCUGACCCCCGGCUCCUUACUCCAGACUUCAGUAAACCAGAGGCCCCUCUGCAGCUCCAUACAAUCAUGUUAGCUUUGGAUGCUUUCCUGGAACAGCAUGCUAGACUCCCCAACAUUGGUUGUAUGCAGGAUGCUGAGCUGCUCCUGAAGUUCACAGAGGAGGUCAGCAGAACACUUAAAAACAAAGUAUGCAUAAACCAGGAGCUGGUGAGGAGCGUGUCGUGCUGUGCGAGGGGAUGUCUCUCUCCUCUAGCGGCAGCGGUGGGUGGUAUUGCUAGUCAAGAGGUUUUAAAGGCUCUCACUGGAAAGUUUUCUCCUCUUCAGCAAUGGUUUUAUCUCGAUGCGAUAGAGGUGAUUCAGCCCCUCCAAUCUCUUCCUGCUGAGGAAUUUGCCCCAAGGGGAGACCGGUACGAUGCGUUGAGGGCGUGUAUCGGAGAGUCACUGUGUUUGAAACUGCACAAAUUUCAGGUCUUUAUGGUGGGCUGUGGUGCUAUUGGCUGUGAGAUGCUGAAGAAUAUGGCACUAAUGGGGGUCGGAUUGAGCAGAUGCUCGGGAGAGAUAUGCAUCACAGAUCCAGAUUUGAUUGAGAAAUCCAACCUCAACAGGCAGUUUCUCUUCAGACCUCAGCAUAUACGGAAGCCAAAGAGCACUACUGCAGCAGCAGCUUCUUUAGAAAUAAACCCAGAGCUGCAAAUAGAUGCUCAUCUGAAUAAGUUGUGUCCCGCUACAGAGGACAUGUACAGUGACGCUUUCUUCUCCCGUCUCAACCUGGUGGUCACUGCACUGGACAACGUGGAGGCACGGAGAUAUGUGGAUAGUCGGAGUGUAUCCAAUCAGAAAGCUCUGUUAGACUCGGGUACCAUGGGUACGAAAGGACACACUGAGAUCAUUGUCCCAUACCUCACUGAGUCCUACAACAGCCAUAGAGACCCACCUGAGGAGGAGAUUCCGUUUUGCACUCUAAAAUCUUUUCCUGCUGUUAUUGAACACACCAUACAGUGGGCCAGAGACAAGUUUGAGAGUGCUUUCUCCCACAAACCCUCCAUCUAUAACAUGUUCUGGCAGAGUCAUUCAUCAGCUCAAGAGGUGUUACAGAGGAUGAUGGCCGGGGAGACUAUGGAAGGGUCAUUUCAGGUCAUUAAGUUGCUGAGUCGGAGACCCACUCAGUGGAAUCACUGUCUAGCUCUCGCUCGACUCAAAUUCGACAAGUACUUCAAAAAAAAGGCAUUACAACUGCUACAUUCAUUUCCACUGGACACACGGCUAAAAGACGGCAGUCUGUUUUGGCAGUCUCCCAAACGGCCGCCUUCUCCUAUAGAGUUCGACCUCGAUGACCCACUGCAUUUCAGUUUUGUUGUCAGCACAGCUCGCCUUUUUGCUGGAAUUUAUAAUAUUCCUCAUUCAGAAGAGCAACUUUCCUAUGAGGCUGUUUCAAGUGUUUUAGCUGAAGUGGAGGUUCCUGAAUACAAACCAGCUGAAAAGCAUAUAGAGACCGAUGAGACUGUUAAGAAGCCUGAUCAGUUGAAAAUGACCGUAAGCAGUGAAGAGGAAAGACAAGCAAUCUCACAGCUACAGGAGGCCAUCAUCUCCAGCUUUGUAACACCGGAGAGGCUCCGUAUGACUCCGCUUUUCUUUGAAAAGGAUGACGACUCAAAUGGACACAUAGAUUUCAUAGCAUCAGCGUCGGCUCUGCGAGCUCAUAUGUACGCCAUUGAGGCCGCUGACAGACUACAAACCAAACGAAUCGCUGGCAAAAUCAUCCCUGCUAUCGCCACAUCUACAGCUGCUGUCGCAGGACUGGUGUCAUUGGAGUUGAUAAAAGUCGCUGGUGGUUAUGGAUUUGAGUUAUUUAAAAACUGUUUCUUCAACCUGGCCAUUCCAGUCAUGGUGCUCACAGAAACCGCUCCGGUCAAGAGAACCCAGAUCAGAGAUGAUAUCUCCUUUUCUAUCUGGGACCGUUGGACUAUCUUUGGUCAUGAGGACUUUACCUUGUCUGAUUUCAUGAACGCAGUAAAGGAGGAGAACGGGAGUGGGUGCUGA